Molecule: messenger RNA, 438 nt
Organism: Knipowitschia caucasica
Lineage: Eukaryota; Metazoa; Chordata; Actinopteri; Gobiiformes; Gobiidae
Source: the annotation of a GenBank genome assembly
AUGGCGGAUACCGAGAUCAAGAAGAAGCGUACCUUCAGGAAGUUCACCUACAGAGGAGUGGACCUGGACCAGCUCCUGGACAUGUCCUAUGAGCAGCUCAUGCAGCUGUACUGCGCCCGUCAGAGGAGGAGGUUGAACCGCGGUCUUCGCCGCAAGCAGCAGUCUCUCCUGAAGCGUCUGCGAAAGGCCAAGAAAGAGGCGCCCCCCAUGGAGAAACCAGAGGUGGUAAAGACCCACCUGCGGGACAUGGUCAUCCUGCCUGAGAUGGUCGGAUCCAUGGUUGGCGUUUAUAACGGAAAGACAUUCAACCAGGUUGAAAUCAAGCCUGAGAUGUGUGGCCAUUACCUGGGAGAGUUCUCCAUCACAUACAAACCUGUGAAGCACGGCCGCCCUGGUAUCGGAGCUACGCACUCUUCUCGGUUCAUCCCUCUGAAGUAG